Molecule: messenger RNA, 6352 nt
Organism: Cephus cinctus (wheat stem sawfly)
Lineage: Eukaryota; Metazoa; Arthropoda; Insecta; Hymenoptera; Cephidae
Gene: Jra
Product: transcription factor AP-1
Exons: 1
Coding region: 958-1764 (268 amino acids)
Biological process (GO): regulation of cell cycle; regulation of cell population proliferation; regulation of transcription by RNA polymerase II
Cellular component (GO): transcription regulator complex
Molecular function (GO): RNA polymerase II cis-regulatory region sequence-specific DNA binding; transcription factor binding; DNA-binding transcription factor activity, RNA polymerase II-specific
Source: RefSeq, a predicted model, not a curated record
AGCGCAUGCGUCUGGCAUUUCCUAGUAGCGCUGACGAGCCGACCAAUAACAGCCAAGAAGUGACGCCACCGCCGGCCAAUCGGCGUCUCCGACGGUGAUGACAUCGUUAUUUUUAGCUCUUCUGAGUCACAGGAUAUAAGGCUGUAGGUUUAGUUGGGUGUUCACAAGUUGCCGAGACUCUGUGGCGUGUGGACGGGCUCUCGCCUCGCGUUAAGCAAAAAUAUAACUAGGAAAACUGAAGCAAAGUGCCUAGAGGUUUUUCUCACGAGGUGCGCGAGUCUCUCUGCCUGUUACUACUGCUGUUCUGUUUAUACUGUUUGGUGUCGUGAGUCAUUGUUGUGUUGACAGCGGUGCGAGAUGGUACCGCUUAUCAGGAGCACGACUGAAUUGUUCUUGACAAUCGUUUAGAAGCAUCGAGGGACAAUCCUUAUGUGAUAUAUUUACGUCGCACGAGGAUAGAGUUAACGUUAUCGGAAACCGCGGCUGGUUUCGAGACGAACUUAAUAAUAUUUUUCUGGGAUUUAUCACGGAUCAUAGUGUGUAGAAGAGCGUGAGUGAAUAAUUUUGUUUUUAAUUCUUAAUACGUUCUAUGUACAAUGCAAGAGAGUGGUAGAGAAUUUUGAAUUUUCUAUAUCAUGCGUCCGUUUGCGGUUCCUCGAGUUAUGUAACUGAGAUCAUAAACGUGAAAUCAGUUAAUGAGACAGACUGAGGGAGUGUGGCAAUUUCUUGGAGAGCGUAUCGAAUUUUAUUGGCCAGUGAUAAGGUGCUGCAAUAAUUGUGAGAACUCCUUUUUUUUUGUUGUUUGAUAUUUCAUAAGAGAGUUAUACUGUUAUCUGUGAAGAGACAUUUGAACCUAGUGGUGACGUUGGUCACUCUGUUGAUUGAGGCGCGAAAAUUUUGAAGAAUCUUGAAGAGAAAGGCGUUCUUGCUUCCUGGUGAUCAACAGCGAGGACACCGAUGGUGCGUAGCCACGCUAUGGAGCCGACCUUCUACGAGGAGACAGCCGUCUACGGGACGACAAAUCGUGAGAACGUGGGUCAGCUCAAGAGGAACCUCACCCUGGACCUCAACGGCGGACAGCGUCAACCUCAGGCCAAGAGGCCAAGGUUAGGGCCUUUACCGCCAGCUCUGAACAACGCAGCUCCGGUCUUGAGUUCACCCGAUCUCAACAUGUUGAAGCUGGGCUCACCAGAGCUGGAAAGGCUGAUAAUCUCUCAGCAGAAUGGCCUGGUGACGACGAUGCCAACACCCACGACGCAAAUUCUCUUUCCCAAGACUGUCACCGAAGAGCAGGAACUGUACGCCAGAGGUUUCGUCGACGCCCUUAACGAGCUUCAUCAUUCUGACAGUUCUCAGGAACCUGGCAGCAUCCAUGGGGCUACCUACACCACCCUGGAACCCCCAGGCAGUGUCCAGAGCACCGAGUCCCUUAGUCAGGGUCUGGUGCAGAUCAAGGACGAACCUCAGACUGUUCCUAGUGUUUCCAGUUCACCACCCAUGUCGCCUAUCGACAUGGAAAGUCAAGAGCGGAUAAAGCUCGAGAGGAAGAGGCAGAGGAAUCGUGUCGCCGCCUCGAAGUGCAGAAGGCGCAAGCUGGAACGAAUCUCUAGGUUGGAAGACAAGGUCAAGCUUCUUAAGAACGAGAAUUCCGAGCUGAGCGGUGUCGUUCACAAGCUUAAGGAACACGUGUGCCGUCUCAAAGAACAAGUUAUGGACCACGUGCACUCAGGAUGCCAAAUAAUCACGGUACCUGCACCUUUUUGAGUUUGAUCGACCGUGGACCACUAUCAAUCCUCUGAUAAUGACGCGUUGAUGUAAACAAUAUGCUUCUUCGAAGGAGUGCGGCCCAUACGGAAAGAGAAGGAACUCUUGCGCAACAAGACAUAGAAUCUCGUUCUGAUGUGUCUCUAACGUACUUCUUGUUAAAGCAAGCCGUUUGAGUGUCUAGCCCAAGGAGUCAGUGCCGAGGGGGAGGCGAUCGAAGACAUUUUUUAUCGUCUGCAAAUCGAUUAUGGGAAAUGUAGAUUUAACAUGAGAGGGAAAGAGUGCCUUGGACGUGCCGUGGCCAUGACAGUAAUUCACUGGACGUAACAUCGAGUGAACCGGAGAGGGCUGGUGAGCCUUUACUUUUCUGCGCAUAAUACCUGAACGCAUACGUGACGUUCGACACGGCAAAAUCUUCAGUCGGGAUAGUUUCUAGUGCAGAAGGAAUGCCGGGAGGUAUCGUCUGGCUCCAUGGAGUGGGGAAGCAGUCUCGAAGGUGGGAGGCGCCGUCGGCCAUUUUGGAGAACUGGAAAAUUGGCGCAUGCGCCAAACAAACGAUAAGAGCCAAACGUUCCUUUGGCAAUGAGGGGCGGGGGGGGGGGGAGAGAGAGAGAGAGAGAAAUCGCUUUCGAACGAAACACUUUUAUUCUUUUCCUAAUUAUUAAGAAGGAGAGUGGAGAGAGAGACUAUGAGUGUAUUUUUUAUCAUCAUCCUCUUUUAUUAUACUUAUUCUCUCGUUUAAUUGUUUUCCGCGUACAUCUUUGUUUAUUCGUAUCUUCUCUAAUUGACUUUUCUUUAUCUCUACUGUUGCUCUGUUUUUUUUCUUUUUUUUUUUUUUUAAAUAUUACUGUCUACUGUAAUCUUAGAGGUUUCGUAUCAUCAUUUGUGCAUCUAGUCCUGUCCAAUAUGCCCUCGUAAUUUAUAUUAGACAACCAAGAGGAGGACACGCGCUAAACGUAUAAUUAUUAUUAUUUUUUAUUCUUAACCGAGCAUACGCACUGUCAGGUGCGUAUAUAUGCCGUGAUUAUAUAGGCGCAUUACGCAUAUAUGCACAGACGACAGACGUUUAAUAUUAUUACGGCAUGCGGCCACGUGCUUUUUGACAGUAACGCUCGUUGACAGCUGUCAAAAUUUUUUUAUCAGUUACUCUUUUCUCACGUUUUUACUAUUCGCCUACACUCUUCGUGGAGAAUUUAAAAUUCGAAUCAUACAAGCGGAACGAUUUUUUUUCCUCGUCCAAGUGUGCCUCUACGUGUGGCUACGGUUUUCUUUUUUUUAACACGGUGCGCUUACGCACGGCGAAUUAUAUAACGUGUGCGUGCCACUAGUAGCCGUAAGCUGAUAGAAGUGAACGUUAGUCACGUUGGUACAUCUGUCCUUUUUUUUUUUUAAUAUCUUCCUCGCUGUCUCUCCAAUUCCUUCCAUUCCGACAAUACAGUCAAACUGUAUUGGCAGGUCAGGAUGGACUCGCGUUGAUAAUCGAGAUUACGACGGAGGGAGAGGAUAGUGAAGGAUGUGAAGAAAAAAAAAAAGAUCUCGAAUCCUCAAGUAGUAGCUCGUAUGUGAAAAUACAGUGUGUGCCUUUUGCUAAAGAAAAAUGGUAAAUUUCACUUUUUUUUUUUUAAUUGGUCGAUGAAAUAUUUAUAAUUAUUUUUUGAUUCAGGGUACCCUCGUACCCAUUUGGUCGAAACUUAAAAUUUUUUAUUCCCGUCUUCUUUUUACCCUCCUAAUUUAUCGCGAACAUUCUUUCGAUCCGCUUUGCAUCACCUUCCAAAUUAGACGUCGCGACGACGACGCCGUGGCGAUUAACGAUUAUAAGAUAACAAUAUAAGCGCUAGCGUUACUGAUAAAUAUUAGUUAUAAUACGAGAGUAUGUAUUUGAAUGACGUUUGAAUGGAUCGCGACGGAAUGAGAUAGACAGAGAGGGGUAGUUAUACGAAAAGGACGAAAGUAAAAGAGCGAAGAAACCGAGAGCGCGAGAAACUUGUGAAAAAAAUGUAUGAGAGUUUGAGAGUGUGAAUUGAAAGUAAAAAAAAACAUGUGAUUUAGCACGUAAGCGAGAAAAAACCCCAUUAGACUAUAGUGAUAAGACGAUAAUGAGGAUUAUUAUAAUGAAGACGAUGAUAAUGAUGAUUACGAUUACACGCAUAUAGAGUAACAUAACCUUAUUGAAUAACGAGAGUAAAUAUUGCUAUAUUAUAUAAUGUAAUGAUUAUAAAUAUAUAUAUAUAUAUAUAUAUAUAUACAUACACAUAUAACGCAUGUAUAGAUAUAUAUGUAUAUGUGUUAUAUGUUGUAUACCGAGAAGGCGGAGAAAUCUUUUUUUACGAAUAAUUUUAUUUUUGAACGAAAUACCAUGAAAAAAAAAUAAAUUUCAAUAUAUUAUACAAAAACUUUUUGGUGUUUAUUGUCAUUCGUGCGCCAUUUUCCACUCGUAAAGAUUAUCCGUAUCAGUUUCGUUCCUUGUUAAUAUUAUACCUGGGUCCCUCUAUGCCUAUCCCCGGCCCUGACCGUCUUCCAAAUUGCCAUAAGCUAUUAUAUACUAGUCGUUAGUGUAGUAGAUACGCCGUAAAUCAAUAUCGCAGCCAUAAAUUAAAACCGAGCAGUUGCGGCGAAGAAGCCAAAAAUUUGGUAAACAAUAAAUAACGGGAAGGUACGAAGGUCGAUUUAAGUAGAGAUAAAAAAAAGUAUAUGUAAUAACGAAUUUUAAAUUUAUCUUCACCAGAGAAUCCUACCGUAAUUUUGCUCGAUUAAUAUCUCGUUCAGUUAAUUAUGACAAUUAGCCAAUUACCACAAUUGAGAAAAAUUUCUUACCAGAAACUAUCCCGCGCACGUGGUACGCGUCUUGGCGUUCGUUGCUGGUCCGUAAUGUUUUUGCGAAAAUAUUUUUAACUGUUAGAUAAUUAAAGAAUGUCGUCAUUAUCUUUUACGUUUUCCUUUUUUUGCCCGGAGAUAAUAUUGUUCGUGGGAUUUAUCUAUGAUGGAUCUAAAUGGAGUUUAAAAUUUGAAUUUUGAAAAUGACCGUUAACGUCUUCAUCGCGAUGCUUCUACGUUAGGCGCGCGCGCACGUUACACGCAAUGGUACCAAUGGCGAUUUGGUCGAGAUCCGUAAAACUGAUAAUAAUUAUCAUGGACAGCCGCUCGGUAAACAAGCGAAAUAAUGCGCGCGUAUUUUCGAAAGUGGGGAGGUCUGAAAACUUUCACCGGCAGAAAUGCAGUAGCGUGCCCAGCAUAAUUCGGGGCCCUGACCCUCGUCGUGACGGAAGAUUGAAAAAAAUUGUUUGAAAAAUAAUUUUCUAAAAAAAAUUUUUAACUACAACAAAUAAAACGCGAUCGAAGUCAAGGGAAAAAAAAAAUAAAUUUUUAUAAUAUUCUUUUUCUACAUUCACCAAAGACGUGCGAAAAGGGAGCCUAAAAUUUUGGUAUAUUCUUUUUUACAUUCUCAAGACGCCAACGCGGUUACCUACCGACGUCCGAAGUACCGUUAACCACAUUUUAAAACCCGCCGUUGUUGCUCGACACCAUUUUGUUAUUUAUGCACUCAUCCAACAAGGCCAUAAUUCUUAUUUCGUUUCACCUUUCAAACAUACUCGCAUGCCUUAAAUCUUAUGCGCAUAGUUGGUCUAUUGUCCGUACACAUAUGUAUACGUCUAGUCAGUGAUGGAUACCAUAGUGGGUAUGUCAAAUCAUCUUUAUGAGGUAAUUUUUUAUUUUCAUCUUUUAUAAGGGCCAAGAAGACUCUUUUAUCAUUGGACCAUACUACUGCAUCCUACAGGCUGAUUCAGACAAUAUCAAUUUCAGAUCCAGGGGCCAUAUCCCUAUGUCUAACAGUGUAAUAGAGUCCCCUGAACUUUUUAAAAAAUUUUCUACCUUAUCUCACAGUCUUUCAAUUUCCAAAUUCGUUAUAAGGAUUGCAAAUAGAAUCAAAAAUUGGAUAUCGAUUCCUAACGGAGACUCGACAUUUUUUAGAUCACGUAGUGCCUGGUCCAUCUACAUAUCGCUUAUUAUCAAUAUCUUAUCAGCAGGCCUUGCUUGGUCGGCUAUCGAAUGGGACUUAUCAAGCGAAUAACAAACACUCCUCCUCGCCGCCUAUCGGCAUCACCUCUCCAGCCUUUGUUUCCUCCUCGUAUCUCGUUUCGCGAGCAAAUAAUAAUUUCGUGAUAAAAAUUAGUCGUGUUUUUUAAAAAAAAAUUCUGUUUCAUUAUUACAAAUCUCCAACUUUUUUUACUCCACGAAUAAAACCCAGUCUACUUCAUUUUUAUUACAUCCACUAACGAUCCCAUCACUGACUCCGUCCCACUUUUCGUUAUUCUUUAAAUUCUGUCUUAGUUUACCCGAAAAAAAUAUUUACCAAAUUUCUCGAUAUCAGCAUCGGUACGUUGAACCGUCUUAAGUACUCCAGACUGCCAAGAGAUUACCAAUCUGGGUUGGCCAGUCUGUUUGCAUGACAGGGCAGGAAAUCGACUGUACAAUAUUUGACAUUCCAUGACGUAUUUCUAUACCUUUCGGCUUUCGAAAAAAAAAAAUAAAUAAAUAAUACCAAAAACAAUGCCGCAACCUGACGAUACAAUAAAUUCACUAUACAAUU